GAUUUAACCAGUUGACUUUCAACCUGGGGGUCACAAGUUUGAACACUGCUUCAACUACCGAGCUUUGGGGAGCUAGGUAGUAUCACACACAAUAGGUGUCUCAGUGCAUGCUGCACAACUGGGCAUCUAGUUGCUAGAUGCAAUUUUGUUGUUGUCAACUGAGCAAGUAAAAACUAGUUUGGUAAAUUUUUUGGGUGAAAUCAAAACACACUUUAUAAUUGUAUAGUUUGUCCUCCGUUCAUUCAGGAUUAAAUGGUUCUAUCAAGAAGCUGAUUUUUCAAUGAGUGAAUUUGAUAUUGGAUUUUAUUCCCGUUGGACAGAGUACUUGACACGUCAGUCACAUAUAAACUGUAAUCAAUGGCAGAAGAUCAUUGUUAUGGGACUUGAACUUACCGCUAACUGAGAACUGUCCACGUAGCGUAAUAGCAAUCUUUAGGAGACUCAUGGUUCUCCUUAUGUUGAGACCUGCAUCACUUACAUUGAUAUUACUUCAUUACACUGACUUUUUCAUACUAAAGUUAGCUUUCUCUAGGGUUAGACUAACUCUACACAUAGUAUAAUGUGUUACUGGACAGCAGCAGUCAGUGGUUAUGCUCUUUAUUUAUAGUUUCAUAUUACCAUCAUCAGGCUAAGUUGUAAAUCCUCCCAAUGGAUUCCUCCAGCUCUCAGUAGCUUUUGCAUUACCACUAGUAUCGAUGUUUAAAUAGACCAAGAUAUCUUGAGACACCGAAAUCGUUUGAUUGAUCAUAAUCAUGCUCUAUGCGCCUAUCUCACUAUCCAUCUAUGAUGUGAUGUAACAUUUAUGUCAUGGGUUCCAACCCCAUCCCAUCUACUGAGGUUUGAGCAACCAACUUUCUCUCUAACACACAUAACAAGUGUAGCUCAUUGCCCACUGCAUAAAUUUGCUUGAGAUUACCUAGUACGCUUCGAUUUCUUCGUGUGUCAACCGAUAUAAACAUACAUUGACAAUGAAGCCCCUCACCUUCUUGAAAAGAAUAAUAAAGAGUUAUUACAAUUGUAUUCCUUGAUACCCAAUCAUUCCCCUGUAUCAAAACAACUAGUACUGUUUAGCUUCAGUAACUGCUAGUAGGAUACAAGUAAAAUCAGUGUGAAUCGUUCCACAGUUGUCCUAUUUGUCUCAUUUCAAUAAGUAAGCAUUCCUAAACCUAAUCUCAUCCUGUUAGGUUUGAAUAACCUAGUCAACAAAUAGAAAAAAAACUAUAAUUUUGUCUGAAAUGUAUCAAAAACCCUAGGACAUAGACAUCUGAGGAUAGUUCAGUGAUGUUAUCAAGUGUGGGGAUGAAAUAUCCACAAGGAAACAUCAAAACUCAGUGAACCCUUAACUACCGGCAUUCUCAUCCUCAGAUAUAGAUCCUUUACACUACACAUAAAUAACAAUUCUAACAGCAUAUUUUAUCGUAUAGUUGUUAGCAUUUUGAGUUUAGACCAGUCUAUCUACUGAUCUAGCUGAAUAGAAACUCUAAAUGCAUUCUGUAACUUUACAGUAGGCAGUUAUCAUUUUGUGUGAGGGCUAAGAAAAUUCACUACCUGACUAUCCGAAUCACAACACAUGGAGCAAGACUUAAACUCGUAAUUUAUUGGUUGAAAAUCAACCUCUCUGAACCAGUGAACUAUAGCUCCCCGGUCUUCUAAUUGUGCCUUGGUUUAUCCUUUCCUAUAUUUCAGUGUGUCAUGAUUGGUCUAUAGCUAACUACCAGUAGGAAGACCCUAGUAUCGAGGGAUUCAAUGAAUACUUACAAGCGUUUUUUAGAUUUUAUUUUUGUAGUUAUGUGAAAUUCAUCUGUCCAUCUAGUCUGUUGUUCAACAUCGGUUGAUUAGCGACUUAACUUAACUUUCUCUUAAAGAUACACGGUACGUUAAGGGUGUGACAGCUUUUAUAUUAUCCCAAGCUUCUGUAUUAUUUAGAAUACCUUUUUUAUGAUCAUCUAUUUAUACUAGGUAAUGAUCAGCAAUCAAUUAAAAUUCUAGGUCACUUGAGGUUUGGAGUUCGCAGCCUCAAGGUUACUGACUCAGUGCUUCACUAACUGAGCUAACCAAAUUCUAAUUUCACUUCAAUCACCAAGGGUUUUGCCCAACUAUCACAUAAAUCUAUUUCAUUAACUUAAUAAACUGAUGGCCACUUCAUCAGCUUACUAUGAUAAUUCUUUUUCCAAAAGAAUUUGCCUGAUAAUUAUAACUGGGGGUUGGCGGCGGCGGGGGUAGUUCUCAAAGGAAAUCCUGCAGAAAAAACAGCUGAAUAAUGGAAGAGUAAUUAACCGUGUAAAUAAACCUAUUAUAUUUUGCUUAAUUCUGAUAACCAUUGAUACAUCUUUAUUGGUUGACUAGAUUCUGGUACAGUGAACUAAAUAUUCGUGCAUACUUGAUUGAUGACGUUUGUUUAACUAUGUAGAAAUAAUCGUCAGAGGUUCACAUCAGUGUUGUCUAGACAGAAGCUACUGUUUAUUGGUGGUAAUGUCAUCGAGUGAAAUAUUCCAUCAUCUAGCCCAUAUUUAAAAUAUACAUUCAAGUCAGUGACUGACCAAGAUUUCUUUAACCCAAUGAAAUCUACAAUAAUUACCUCCCUGAAUCCUUUCAUUCAGGGUAUAUCUGUACUGCAUAUAUUAGGCUUAUCAGUUUGAUUAUCUAUGAUAGCUAUUGUUUGACAAAGUUGUAUUUUUGAUACUCGGGUAAUGAUUGAAGGUGAAAUAAAAAUAUAUACUGCCGCAGAGUUCAAACGAACAGCCUGGUCUUGUAACUCAGUUAGUAGAGCAUGUAAGUUGCUAGCUGAUAGGUCACUGGCUCGAAUCCUCCCGUCACCCUGAUUUGCAUUUCUUUUACAAAGUGACGGUUUGAUUAACCACUUUCAUCUCUAUUCUGAAGUUAUUUUUUGAGUAAAUCUUCAUUCCCAUGGACUCUUUUGUUUUAAUUACUUUUAGGUAUGUUUUACGAGGUCAAUUUAAAUCCAUCUAUUGCUACUGAUGGCGAUGAUAAUACUAACAAAGCUAUUUCUAGAAGAAGAAAUCAAAAUGAAAGACGUUUAUGUUCACUAGAUAAUCUCCAAUAUAUCUAUGCACGUUUAUUUAUUAUCAAUGUAGAUGAUUCAUUGAAUAAACAACAAUUAACUGUUACAUGUCUUACACCAGUGGAAUUGUGCUUCAUUGUUCGUCAUACUAUUGAUACUACUAUAAAAGAUUUGUUUGGUCAUUUCUCUGGUCUAUCAGUUUUAUAUUAUGAUUUAUUAUUUUGUCAAUCAGAUAAUAUAGAUAAUGAUAAAUCAAAUGAAAAGUUAUUCACUCUAUCAUGGUCUAUUCUACUGGCUGUACCAUUGAAUAAUGCAGAAAAGAUUAUUGCAGCUUUAAGUUUUAUGACAAAUGAUUUAGGCGGGCAAGAGUUUAUCAAUGCAACGAUUGAAUCAACACAUUUAAAAAGUGACUCAUUGAAAUUUUAUGCAGAUAUCAUAUCAACAUCUGAUUCAUUAUUUAAUUUACAAUGUAUUCCUCUUUAUAAAUUGAAAAGAUAAAUAAAUAAAUAAUAAAAAAACAACUAGUUUUG
Heterobilharzia americana is the source of this 3552-nucleotide messenger RNA. NCBI's taxonomy places the organism in Eukaryota, Metazoa, Platyhelminthes, Trematoda, Strigeidida, Schistosomatidae. The record is from the annotation of a GenBank genome assembly.